UUCCGUCCACCCCAUGCCCCCCCAGCUCCCCUUGGCUAGUUGUUGGAGGUCUGGCCGAGCCUGGGGCACAAGGGGGCGUCCAGGAAAAAGGGAGGGGGGCCUCGCGAGACCCCUCACGCGUCCCGGACCGCGGCGCUGAAUCACCGGCGAGGUAUUUGCAUCUGAGAGCGAUUUGUCACCCGGUGAUUUGUCUGCGGGGCGGUUUCCACAAACACCCGAAUGAGCAGGACGUCAGCCACUGCCCCCCGCUGCCUCGCGUGAGGAGGAGGCAUGCCCCCUCAGCCUUCAGCCUGAGACCAGUGGCCCUGCCCUACACUACCACCCUUGCCACCCUGCACUGUCCCGGCUCUCCCGCGGCCCCCACGCUGCAGUGCGGCCGGGCCCCCUCCCCGCAGGGGCCGCCCCCACCUCCCACCCGUAGUGGCCAGGGUGGUGGAGGUCCGGCCCGCAGGGCCAUGAAGCUACAGGCUGUGAUGGAGACGCUCUUGCAGCGGCAGCAGCGGGCACGCCAGGAGCUGGAAUCCCGGCAGCAGCCACCUGUUGACACCUCUGCUGGAUCUGCAGCCCGACCUCGGGCUGCUGUGGAUGUGGACAGAGAGCCCGAGAAUGCACGAAUGCAGCGGGCCCAGAUGGCUGCAUUGGCAGCCAUGAGGGCAGCAGCUGCGGGCCUUGGACAUUCACCCAGCCCUGGUGGCUCAGAGGAUGGGCCCACAGGCUUGGAGCAUGAGGACGCUGCCCGAGAGGGAGUACCAGGCUCACCUACCCUGCCUAGCCGAGGCAGGGAAGGGCCAGGAGAAGGGCACUUCGAAGACCUGGGCUCUGAUGAGGACCUGAAGCCAAAAUGGGAAGAGGAAGAGGAGCUUGAAGAAGACCUGGCAGAGGAGGAAGAAGAGGAGGAAGAGGAGGAGGAUUAUGAGGAAGAAGAGGAUGACGAGGGCCUGGGGCCUCCGGGCCCUGCCAGACUGGGCUCUGCUGCCUUGUUUGCCCGAAAGGCUCAGCCACCUCAGGUCUUCCGUGGUGAUGGCCUUCCCAGAGCUCUGGGGAGUCAGGAGAGGCAGGGGUCUGGCUCUGCCCACUCUGGGGGGGCCACCCAUGUGGCCCCCCAGCUACAGCCACCCGACCAUGCGGACUGGACCUACGAGGAACAGUUCAAACAGCUCUAUGAACUUGACGGGGACCCCAAAAGGAAAGAAUUCCUGGACGACCUAUUCAGCUUCAUGCAGAAGCGAGGGACGCCUGUGAACCGUAUCCCCAUCAUGGCCAAGCAGGUCCUUGACCUAUUCAUGCUGUAUGUCCUGGUGACAGAGAAGGGAGGCCUUGUAGAGGUCAUCAACAAGAAGCUGUGGCGUGAGAUCACCAAGGGCCUCAACCUGCCCACAUCCAUCACCAGCGCUGCCUUCACCCUGCGCACCCAAUACAUGAAGUACCUGUACCCCUACGAGUGUGAGAAGCGGGGUCUCAGCAACCCCAAUGAGCUCCAGGCAGCCAUAGACAGCAACCGGCGGGAGGGCCGGCGUCAGAGCUUCGGGGGCUCCCUGUUUGCUUACUCACCGGGUGGGGCACAUGGCAUGCUCUCCUCGCCCAAGCUGCCUGUGUCCUCCCUGGGCCUGGCUGCCAGCACCAACGGCAGCUCUAUCACCCCAGCCUCUAAGAUCAAGAAAGAGGAGGAUUCAGCCAUCCCCAUCACGGUCCCUGGCCGCCUGCCUGUGUCCCUCGCAGGCCACCCUGUGGUUGCAGCCCAGGCAGCAGCAGUGCAAGCAGCAGCUGCCCAAGCAGCUGUGGCAGCACAGGCAGCUGCUCUGGAGCAGCUUCGGGAGAAGCUGGAGUCUGGGGAGCCUCCUGAGAAGAAGAUGGCCCUGGUAACUGACGAGCAGCAACGGCUCAUGCAGCGAGCUCUGCAGCAGAACUUCCUGGCUAUGACAGCCCAGCUGCCAAUGAGCAUACGGAUCAACAGCCAAGCCUCCGAGAGUCGCCAGGACUUAGCUGUGAACUUGACUGGCACCAACGGCAGCAACAGUAUUAGCAUGUCUGUUGAAAUUAAUGGCAUCAUGUACACAGGAGUGUUGUUUGCUCAGCCACCAGCCACCAUGCCAUCCUCGGCUUCCAACAAAGGCAGCGGUGGAGGUGGCAGUGGUGGCGGUUGCAGCAGCAGUGCUGGUGGCGGCGGGAGCAGCGGGAGCAACACAGGCAGCCGGGGAGGAAACAGCGGGACCAGCAGCAGUGCGGGAAGCCAGGCUGGGCCAGGAGGGUCGUCUGCAACCCCCAUAUCUUCUACCUCAAAUAACUCUACAUUGCCUUAACCGCCUCACUCCCCACCUGCCACCCCCUAGGAGCCCGCCAGACUGGGAUCAAGGGGAUCAAGUGGGCCAGGCAGGGGACAGGAUGGCGGAAGAUACAUACGGGUGGGGAGGGAAGAUAUCCACAGAGGAGCCACAGCUGACGCCAAAAAGAAAAGAAAAAAAAAUACAUAUAUAUAUACAUAUAUAUAUACACACAUAUAUAUAUAAAGGAAAUUUAAUAAAACAGGGGAAAACCAAGGAACACUUGAAUUUCUCAGGUUUUGGACAUUCAGAGAGAUGAAUUGUGAGGACAGCAAAGGAAAUUAAAACACAGAAAGAGGCAGGUAUUUCCUAGGGUUUUCCUGAGGUCCUGGUGAACUGAAGGCUCUGGUGUCUACUUAGGACCAGCUGCAAUGUCAGGCCAAUCCUGUUUACCUCAUACACCCCUGUACUGUGUGUUUUCAUUUUUGUCUGGUUUUCUUUUUUUCUUUUUAUUUUUUUUUUAUUCCUCACACACUCACCACUCCAAGCUCUUUGUGUUGAAUGAAACCCCUGAACUGAGAUCACUGAAUUUAUUUUUUUUUCUUGUUGCUUUGGGAACUUUUUCUUUUUAAAGUAAUAGUGACAUUCAGACUCUAUGGGGACUUUUUAAUAAGUUUCAGGGGUUUUGUUUUGUAAAUAUUCUAUUUUAUUCUUAGGGGAGGGAAUCGAACCUUAGGAAAAGGUUAUCUAUAUAUCUGUAUACAUGUGUUCAUUCAGGGAAACCUAACUUAAAAAAGCAAAAACAAGACAAAAAAGUGAUAACCUUUUUAUUUUUCCCAUGACUGAUUUGGGUUCCUUUGUUCCUGGGUUCCCUGGGGUGCAUUGGACAGCGCCCAGGACGCUGGAUCCCUGGGGCUGGAGCCAUGGAUGUGAUGAACUCAGGUGCUGUGGGCCAGGCAGGCAGGGUGGGAGGUACAUGCGUGGGGUCUGUGAGGGGCUGGGGGGAUGGUGGGGUGAUGUUGAUUGCUGACUGUGAUAUUCCAUGAUGCUUUUCCUUGUGCUGUGCUCUAUGCAGGGUCAGGCACUGGAGUCAGGGACCUGGAAGUCUUAACUAGAAAGUGCUGGAAACAGGGCCGGGAGUGUGGGAAGAGGCAUCUCUCAUCACAGCCCCCAGGUUCCUGUCUCAGGGAUGAAUAUAUGGGUGUCUUGGGAUUCUUCUCUUGCCUGGAAGGGCUGCUUUGGGGGAGUGUCAAUAUUGGGGAGUGGGGGUGAAGCUGGGUAUAGCUCAGGGUGGGGAUUUAAAGGCCAUGUCAGCCUAAACUCCCCCACCCCCAAACAUUCUUAGCUCCUUUUGUCUCUCCCCUCCCCUUUGUUGCAGGGCUAGAGCUCUCCAAAUUCCUCACGGUGACAAGACCUGCCCUCACCCUAUUUGUUGGGACUCCCCCAGGUUAGCAGAAAGUGGAGUUCAGGAUGCUGAGCUGGGUUUACUGUCUGAAACUCCAGAGACCUGCUCUAUGUUGGGCGAGGCUGUUGCAUCCUACAGAGCAGCACCUGGUUUUUCACUUCUCUUGGGGUGGAGGAGGAUUAACUCAGCUGUUCCCAGGAUAAUCCUGAAGUCCCUAAUUGGUCCCAGGGAGCCUAACAAGGCCUCCUCAGCUCCCCCACACCCCCACACCCCAGCCAGUUGCCUUGAAGAUGGGGGUGAGGGGGCAGUGGGUGGGAUCCUGAAACCACAGAGUCUAAAUUUGCAUUCCUAUCUGGCAGUAGUGUGUCUUUGAGGAAGGAACCCCUCUUUCUUUUCAGGUCUCAGGGUCACUGUCACACACUCCCUUUCCAGGAGGGGAGGUGAGCAUCCCAGGGGUUUCCUCUUGGUUUUUUCUUCUGAAACGUUCUCUCUGUCCCAUCUCCGGGACAGGGGCCUUGGCGGCACAAUUGUCCUGGGGAGGUAGGGAUCUUUUUGUCCUAUGACAUCUUGCCUGACUGUGAGAACCAUUUGGAUGCAUCCAGAUUUGGCCCCCAUGUCAGCCCUUCUCCCCUGCAAAGUUGGACACCUCUCAGGGCUCUCAAGUCACAUCAGGGCCCCUGUGCCAGGGGAAAUGCCUGCUGCACAUUUCUUUCUACCUCAGGUCUCACUUAAUGAUGCCAAAACCUGCACCCCUUGGGUGCCUCAUCUCCCUCCCAUGUGAUCCUCUGUCUGAGUGGGCACUUGGCCUAAGAGGCCAGGCUGGGCAGGGCCACAGGGUUGGAGCAUCUCUCUCAGACAGCAUGUGCUGUGGUGUAUGUAGGUCCCUCAGGGAUCCAGCCUCCUGGCAGCAGGUAGAUGGGGCUCUAACUCAGGGGACUAGGGCUGCUGUUGCAUUUAGCGAUAAUAGGGGCAGGUAGGCACAGGGGCUUAUGUCCUGUCAGCUUAGCUGACUCUAGCAGAAGUAGGUGGGCAGCAGUGGCCAUGCUGGCCUUGGAAUUGUGACGGGUCCUCACUGUGGUUUCUAGUGCUCCCAUUCAACUCCCUGCCACAUCUGUCUCCCAGGUCAGCUUUUUGGGGUGCACUUGGGCACCCCAUUAUGGAAACUGGGCUGAGGAAGGUGACAUGUUUCAGCUCCAAGGAGCCUGGAUGUAUGCAGCUGGUUUGGGGGUGAGGCCGCUUAACUGUGUGGCAGGUGGGAACCGUGCACACUCAGGGCUAAGAGGAGCUAAUGGCCCCCAGUCUGGAGAUUUUUGUGGAUAGGCUACUUCCAGGCUUCCUCAGGACCUUUGGGCUGGCCACAGGGCUACCUGGCUGUCUGCUGUCAGGACAGGUGGGAGGGUGGGGAUCAGGACAUUGGGGGUGGUUGGGUUAAUUUUUUAAUAAUUGUGCAUUUGUACAGUCACUUUUUUCUUUUACCAUUUUUGCCCACUUUGUUCCUUUUCUCCCCCCUAAUUUUGCUUUUGAAUUUUUUCCCCCUUAGCAAACAUAAAUUCAGUCUUUCAUUCUUGACAUGUGAAAUUUCAGUUUCUCUGGCGUGGGGACCACGCCUGAUCUCAGGUAAAAAAGGGAAAAAAAAAAAAACUUAAAAAAAAUAAAAAGGUAUAAACUACUCUCUACCUCUGGCUGGGCUCAGCCUGUCACGCCCUGGCUGUGGCUGGGUGGCCUGUAAUAAUUUCAGAUUCUGGAGAACAUUCAGGUAUUUGGGGGGGGAGGG
Nycticebus coucang (slow loris) is the source of this 5440-nucleotide messenger RNA. It is a transcript of the gene ARID3A, whose product is annotated as AT-rich interaction domain 3A. Gene Ontology annotation, cellular component: nucleus. Gene Ontology annotation, biological process: regulation of transcription by RNA polymerase II. The transcript has 9 exons. NCBI's taxonomy places the organism in Eukaryota, Metazoa, Chordata, Mammalia, Primates, Lorisidae. Bases 456 to 2300 code for a protein of 614 amino acids. Gene Ontology annotation, molecular function: DNA binding. The record is from RefSeq and is a predicted model, not a curated record.